Pipistrellus nathusii (Nathusius's pipistrelle) is the source of this 1794-nucleotide messenger RNA. Lineage: Eukaryota; Metazoa; Chordata; Mammalia; Chiroptera; Vespertilionidae. The record is from the annotation of a GenBank genome assembly.
AUGGAGCCCGCGCUGGCGGCGCAGAAGCCACCCCAGCCGCGGAGACGAAGCCGCCGGACUUCCGAGCUCUGCGCGGGCGGCGCCGCGGGGCCUUCACCUGACACCCCCGGGCCGGAGCCGGACCGCAGGUAUUCCCUUAGGAGAGGUAGCUCCUUUACAUUUUUAACACCUGGAUCCCACUGGGAUUUCACUUUGAAAAGAAAACGAAGAGCAAAAGAUGAUGAUGUCGUAAGCCUUAGUAGCCUUGAUCUGAAGGAGCCAAGCAAUAAAAGAGUUCGACCUCUAGCUCGAGUCACAUCCUUGGCAAAUUUAAUCUCUCCUGUAAGAAAUGGGGCAGUCAGACGUUUUGGUCAAACAAUACAGUCAUUUACCCUUCGUGGUGACAAUAGAUCCCCAGCUUCAGCCCAGAAGUCGUGGAGCAGAUCAACAGUCCCAACACCUUCUAAAAGGAGAAGUAGUGUAUUGUGGUCAGAGAUGUUAGACGUCGGCAUGAAGGAGUCUUUAACUACCAAAGAAAUUAAACGUCAGGAGGCAAUAUAUGAAAUGUCUCGAGGUGAACAGGAUUUAAUUGAGGAUCUCAAGCUUGCAAGAAAGGCCUACCAUGACCCCAUGUUAAAGUUAUCUAUUAUGUCAGAAGAGGAACUAACACAAAUAUUUGGUGAUCUGGAUGCUUACAUACCUCUGCAUGAAGAUUUGUUGGCAAGAUUAGGAGAAGCAACCAAACCUUCUGGAACAAUAGAGCAGAUUGGUGACAUUCUUGUGAACUGGUUGCCAGGCUUGAAUGCCUACAAAGGCUAUUGUAGUAACCAGCUGGCAGCCAAAGCUCUUCUUGAUCAAAAGAAACAAGAUCCAAGAGUCCAGGACUUUCUCCAACGAUGUCUUGAGUCUCCCUUCAGUCGAAAACUAGAUCUUUGGAGCUUCCUAGAUAUUCCUCGAAGUCGCCUAGUCAAAUACCCCUUAUUGUUAAAAGAAAUUCUUAGACACACUCCAAAAGACCACCCUGAUGUUCAGCUUCUGGAAGAAGCUGUACUGAUAAUACAAGGCGUUCUCUCUGAUAUCAACUUGAAGAAAGGCGAAUCAGAAUGCCAAUAUUACAUUGACAAACUGGAGUAUCUGGAUGAAAAGCAGAAGGAUCCUAGAAUUGAGGCAAGCAAAGCAUUGCUUUGCCACGGGGAACUGAAGAACAAAAAUGGACAUAAACUUUACAUUUUCCUGUUUCAAGACAUCUUGGUUUUGACCCGGCCUGUUACACGAAAUGACCGACACUCUUACCAGGUUUACCGGCAGCCUAUCCCAGUCCAAGAGCUGGUGUUAGAAGAUCUACAGGAUGGAGAUGUGAGAAUGGGAGGGUCCUUUCGAGGGGCUUUCAGCAACUCAGAUAAAGCUAAAAAUAUCUUUAGAGUUCGCUUCCAAGAUCCCUCACCAGGCCAAUCACACACUCUACAAGCAAAUGAUGUGUUCCACAAACAGCAGUGGUUCAAUUGUAUUCGCACUGCUAUUGCCCCUUUCCAGCAGGCUACUAGUUCACCUGAGCUGGAAGGUUUGCCAGAGCUCCAUGAGGAGUAUGAAGAGAACAAUCCCGCUGCCACCAGGAACAUCAGGGCCCAAAGAAGGGCAUCCACGGUGUCGAGUGUGACUCAGGUCGAAGUUGAUGGAGAUUCUUCAGAAUGUGGCUCCCCAGUGCACGCCGCAGACAACAUUAAGAAUGUCAAAGCACACCGAACACAAUCUGGCUUCCGAAAAGCAAGGGACAAAACCCACUUCAGUGGCAAACGGAAAGAAACUUUGGUAUAA